Messenger RNA from Cucurbitaria berberidis CBS 394.84, 1482 nucleotides. RefSeq names its product 3-hydroxyisobutyryl-CoA hydrolase mitochondrial precursor. Gene Ontology annotation, cellular component: mitochondrion. Gene Ontology annotation, biological process: L-valine catabolic process. NCBI's taxonomy places the organism in Eukaryota, Fungi, Ascomycota, Dothideomycetes, Pleosporales, Cucurbitariaceae. The record is from RefSeq and is a predicted model, not a curated record. Gene Ontology annotation, molecular function: 3-hydroxyisobutyryl-CoA hydrolase activity. The transcript has 2 exons. Bases 1 to 1482 code for a protein of 493 amino acids.
AUGUCUCUUCGCGCAGUAUCAAGAGCCCCGCUGAGCUGGGCCUCGCGGACGACGACAAUUGGAAGCACUACAGCAAGCAGCAGUAUGCCUCUUCGCGCCAAGAUCAACCAUCCCGCGGGCAUGAGCGCGACACGGAACUAUGCCACAUCGACCGCAGAAGCCCUGAAAGCACAAGAGAACGACGACCCAGACGAUGUCAUCUUCACCAACAACUACGGCGUGCGCAGCAUCGAGCUCAACCGGCCCAAGAAGCUCAACUCGCUCAAUGGCUCCAUGGCCCGCAAAAUCAUCCCCAGACUACAAGAGUGGGCCAAGUCUGAUAUGGCAGGCGUCGUCGUAAUCAAGGGCUCGGGUCGCGCUUUCUGUGCAGGAGGAGAUGUCGCAGCCCUCGCCCAAUGGAACAAGCAAGGCAGAAAGGGCCAGCAGAGGAGCUCGGAUUACUUCGGGCUGGAAUACAAGCUCGACCAUCUCAUUGCCACAUACACAAAACCCUACGUGGCUUUCAUGGAUGGCAUCACCAUGGGUGGAGGCGUUGGUCUCUCCAUCCACGCACCCUUCCGAAUCGCAACUGAGAACACGCUCUUCGCCAUGCCCGAGACCACCAUUGGCUUCUUCCCCGAUGUCGGCGCCUCCUUCUUCCUCCCACGCAUGGAGGGCUCGCUCGGGACCUACCUCGCUCUCACGUCAGAGCAGCUCAAGGGGGUUGAUGCCUUCUACCACGGCAUAGCCACCCACUACAUCCACUCCUCCACCCUCCAACAGCUCGAAUCGCGUCUCGCAGAACUCCAAUUUCCCGACUACAUGUCGCUAAACGACCGCUUCAAAAUUAUAAACGCCACCAUUGAGGAGUUCAGUACUGGCCUACCAGCAGAGGCACCCCACAUCUCAGGCCAACUCCGCAAAACAAUCGACCGCGUCUUCCACGUCGACCAGCCAGGUAUCAAAGGCAUUAUACAUUCUCUCGGGCAAGUCAAGCACGAUUCUAGCGCGCCAGAUCUUCAAGAAUGGGCUGAGAAGACUAUUGAAACUAUCAAUGAGCGAUCCCCCAUCUCCGUCGCCGUCACCUUCCAACAAAUGCGCGUCGGCCGCCAAUGGUCCAUUGCGCAAACUUUCCAGCGCGAACACCACAUCGCCAGCCAAUUCAUGGCGCAUCCUGAUUUCGUUGAAGGCGUCACCGCACGCCUCAUCGAGCGCAAGAAAGAACGCCCCAACUGGUCCCCCAACACCUUGAAGGACGUCAAGAAGCGGGAUGUCGAUGCAUUCUUUGCGUCUGGUGCGAAGGUUUCCCUACCUCUUAUCAAUGAUCAAGAUUAUAAAGAGUAUCCGCAUGCGUGGAUUGGAUUGCCGCGCGAGGACGAGAUUCUUAGGGAGGCAAGCGGGAAGAAAGGGGAGGAUGUUGUGGCAAGUUUGCUAGAGAAGUACGAGGGAAAGCAGGGAGUUAGAGAGAAGAUCAAGGAGGUUUUGCAGAGGUACAAGUCAUAA